Molecule: messenger RNA, 849 nt
Organism: Penaeus monodon (black tiger shrimp)
Lineage: Eukaryota; Metazoa; Arthropoda; Malacostraca; Decapoda; Penaeidae
Product: FERM domain-containing protein 4A-like
Exons: 5
Coding region: 297-695 (132 amino acids)
Biological process (GO): establishment of epithelial cell polarity
Cellular component (GO): cytoskeleton
Source: RefSeq, a predicted model, not a curated record
UUGAGUGUUACAGGAGUCGGUGCCUAUGUAAGGAUAGUGAAGGAAGCGAGGAACUAACGGGCUUGGAAUAUUUAGCGGAACAAAUAGAAUCAAAAAUAGAGAAAAUAUACAUCAGUUACGAUGUCCGGUGCCGCGGUGCGCCAGCAAACGUACGUCAGGAGCCGCGGCGACACCAAGGGCUGACGGCUGACGACACCACGUGCAGGAGCCACGGGCGGCCGGCAUGGCACGCUUGCUUUGACGGAUGCACUUGCUCUGCUCUUCGCACCUCCAGCUUGACUCUGUGGAUAGCAAGCAUGAGAUUCCGACGCAAGCACAAGAAGAUGAGCGUGGGCGUGCGGGUGGAGGUGGUGCUGCUUGACGAGCGCCGCCUGCAGGUGGGCGUCGGCCCGCGUCUCCUCACCCAAGAGCUGCUCGCCAUGGUCGCUUCGCACUUCACGCUCAAGGAGCAUCAGUACUUCUCGCUCGCCGUGAUUGAUAACACGGGUCACUAUCAGUGGCUGACACACGACCGUCGAGUUGUGGACCACGAUGUCGUGCGCGCCCUCAACGGGGCCCCCGUCACCAUGUACUUCCUCGUCAAGUUUUACAUUGAGUCGGUAUUGCAGCUUCAGAGCCCGCAGACGGUGGAACUCUUUUACCAGCAGGCCAAGAAUCUAGUCUUUAAGGUAAGGAGUCUUUGUUUCGCCGGGUGACCUGUCUGAAGGGAGUAAGUACUUUAAAGUAAAAGAGGAUUAGGAAAGUUGGUGAACGAAAAGGAGAAACAGUAAAGCGGAAUGAGACGAAAGGCAGUGGAUAGAUGAAUAGAUAGAUAUGGAAAUGAAUAUGGCUAAAGAGGAAGAGGGAGAG